AUGCAAGGAUGGAAGGAAAAGUUGUUGUCUCAAGCAGGGAGGGAGGUUAUGAUUAAGGUAGUGGUUCAAUCUAUUCCAGUUUACUCGAUGAGUGUUUUCAAGCUUCCGAUGGGUCUCUGUAAAGAUAUUGAAGCCAUGAUUCGUAAGUUUUGGUGGGGCAAUGGUGAUGCGAAGAAAAUUCAGUGGGUUAAGUGGAGUUCUUUAUGCUCUUCAAAAUCAAUUGGAGGUAUGGGGUUUCGGGAUUUCCAAAAGUUUAAUAAUGCGUUGUUGGCUAAACAAGUAUGGCGCUUUCUUCAUCAUCGAGACUCCCUUCUUUUUAAAGUGUUUAGUGCUAAAUAUUUUCCGAAUGGGAAUAUUCUUGAGGCUUCAGUUCAUCCUAAAUGUUCUUAUGCUUGGCGGAGUAUUUUACAAGCUCGUGGGGUUAUUGAGAAAGGGGCAAUAUGGAGGGUUGGCAAUGGCCAAUUGAUUGAUGUGUGGCAUCAUAGGUGGCUGCCUGAUCUGAACCACAGUAAGAUCAUUUCUCCAAGAGCUAGUUCAUCGGGUUUGUGA
Messenger RNA from Quercus robur (English oak), 549 nucleotides. RefSeq lists its product as uncharacterized. The record is from RefSeq and is a predicted model, not a curated record. Lineage: Eukaryota; Viridiplantae; Streptophyta; Magnoliopsida; Fagales; Fagaceae. The transcript has a single exon. The coding region runs from base 1 to 549 and encodes 182 amino acids.